AUGCCUUCAAUCAGCCCGUCCAUUUUACCCACGGCUUCAACUCCUGUGCAAUACCGCCCCAAGUUUGGUCGAAUAGAGCUCUCACGCGGAGCUCAAGUAGACGUGAAGUGGUUUUCUCGUAUUCUAGAGGACGGUCGCCUCAUUCCAGCGAGCUUGAGGCGCAUCUAUCAGAACUUCUCGACGACCUUCAAUCCCAAUCACUGGCCCAAAGCUCGCACAUCAAGUAUUCCAGUAUAUGGCGGCAAUGGCAGCAGUGGUGUGAAAAACUACAAUACGCAGUGGGGCUACCACCCGAACCAACACGACACUCGUACCAACUCAGUUUAUUCGCCGUCUACUACUGGAAAAACAGGUGGAUCAAUGAAUCACCCGGAAAUUCAACUUCUACCGUCCUCGCCAAGAGCGGUCAUCUGUCAUGGUAUCAUAAGUGCGUCGUCGUCUACUCUGUUGGGUUGCUCCCCGGUCAUCGUCUCGCAACCACAGGAACGCGACGAAAAGAAGGAGCUUCAACCAAAAGAGCACCCGUCACAGUCGUCAUUUUGCAAAAAAUUCACGGCAGUCUCAACGUCACCAACCAGCACAGCAGCGUCAUUUGGCGGGCUGCCGUCCUGGGCUGGUUCCUUCUUCUCCGGAGAUCGGAAUAUCUUGCCCUAGGAAACAAGGUGCACCAGUUCGCUCUUAAUGCAGCAGAAGUCAGAUCCUUCCAGGUAGACGGAACUCAAGCAACAAGCUUCGGAGAAAUUCAGUUUGCAGUGAUUCGAUUUCGCGGUGACAAAACGGAUCAGUUUCGGCAAGGAAACACCAGAGCCAUCGGAAGGUCUGGAAGACCUUGGAUUUGUCCGAUUCAUGGACUGUGGUAUUUAUCCUUACCUCACAAAAAUAUACGGCUGCCCUGAAACAAACCGCAAUGCUCAUUGGAUUCCGACAAUGUCGUACAGGUUAGCUCCAUAGCCAAGAUAAUCAAGGAGGGAGCAGCAUCCGUCGGGGAAGAUCUC
This is a messenger RNA of Phytophthora nicotianae INRA-310, 995 nucleotides long. RefSeq lists its product as hypothetical. NCBI's taxonomy places the organism in Eukaryota, Oomycota, Peronosporomycetes, Peronosporales, Peronosporaceae. The record is from RefSeq and is a predicted model, not a curated record. The transcript has 2 exons. Bases 1 to 654 code for a protein of 217 amino acids.